ACCAAUAGGAGAGCAGAGGGUCGUGACGUCAUUUCCUGACCGCUAGUUUUGAGGGAAGUGUGGAGCUGCUACGACACAGAGCUUAACGUACAAUAAACAGCGAGUCAAGAUGCCCCCUAAAGCCAAAGCGGCAGGCAGAGGCAGAGCUCCGGCCAAGCGGAAGCUGGCGGAGGAGUUUCCCCCCGGCGAGGUCCUCACGGACACCGGGAAGAAGACCUGGAAGCUGGGCGCUCCGAUCGGCCAGGGCGGCUUCGGCCUCAUCUAUCUGGCGGAUGAGGAUUGUGGCAAACCCGUCGGUGCUGAGGCUCCUUAUGUCAUCAAAGUGGAGCCCAGUGACAACGGGCCGCUGUUCUCUGAGCUCAAGUUCUACAUGCGCGCCGCCAAGCCCGACCUGAUUCAGAGCUGGAUGAAGUCCCGCAAGUUGAAAGCGCUGGGCGUGCCCAGGUACUGGGGCUCGGGCCUGCAUGAGCGCGGGGGCAAAAGGUACAGGUUCAUGGUCAUCGACCGGCUCGGCACCGACCUGCAGAAGAAGUUUGAAGAAUGUGGAAGGAGGUUCCCGAGGAAACUGGUCCUGCAGCUCGGCCUUCGACUGCUGGGUAUUCUGGAGUACAUCCACGACCACGAGUACGUGCACGCUGACAUCAAGGCAUCCAACCUCAUGUUGAGCCACAGCGAUCCCAACCAGGUUUACCUGGUGGAUUAUGGGCUGGCCUACAGGUACGCACCUGACAGUGUCAUCAAGGAGUACAAAGAGGACCCCAAAAGAUGCCACGAUGGCACCAUCGAGUUCACCAGCAUCGAUGCACACAAAGGAGCAACUGCGUGUAGGCGCAGUGACCUGGAGAUCCUGGUCUACUGUAUGAUCCAGUGGCUGUGUGGACGGCUGCCCUGGGAGGACAAGCUGCAGGACCCCCUCUACGUCAGAGACGCCAAAAUCAGGAGCCAAGAGAACAUCUCCGAAUUUCUGACCAAGUGUUUCUCCUCUCAAGACAAGCCAGCUGAGAUCCAGAGGUUCAUGGAGGAGGUGACCUCUCUGGGUUACCGAGACCGGCCGGCGUACGACAAGCUGCGCUCCAUCCUGCAGGCCGGCCUGGAGGCCAUCCAGGCUAAAGACGACGGCAAGCUGCAGUUCAGUCCUCCGGUCGGUGGAGGGGUCGCCGCCCCCGCCCCCGCCCAGAAGACCACCAAGAGGAGGAAGGUGGCCGACGGCGCAGAGGCGAGUGAGCCUGACGGAGGAGUCGCCAAGAAGAAGAAAAAAGAAGUGAAUGGAGGGAAGAAAAGCCCCCCGAAAAGACAAAAGAAGGUGCAGGAAAACUGUGACCCCAAAUCCAAACUGGCAGCGAUGGACCCGCAGACCUCCACCAGGAGGGCCCUUAGACCCCGAGGCAGACCCAAUAAAAGCAGCGCCUGAGCUUUGCCGAUGUUUGACUGUAUGUGGUGAGAGACGGAUCUGUUGUAAUAAAGAGGAAAUGAACGUCUCCA
Gasterosteus aculeatus aculeatus (three-spined stickleback) is the source of this 1482-nucleotide messenger RNA. RefSeq names its product VRK serine/threonine kinase 1 (gene vrk1). Gene Ontology annotation, molecular function: ATP binding; protein kinase activity. Gene Ontology annotation, biological process: protein phosphorylation. Lineage: Eukaryota; Metazoa; Chordata; Actinopteri; Perciformes; Gasterosteidae. The record is from RefSeq and is a predicted model, not a curated record.